Molecule: messenger RNA, 3100 nt
Organism: Bemisia tabaci
Lineage: Eukaryota; Metazoa; Arthropoda; Insecta; Hemiptera; Aleyrodidae
Source: RefSeq, a predicted model, not a curated record
CGCGAAACCGGGGAUGACUCCCUCCGAGCGAAAAUGACGAAAAGGAGGGCUCGAAAAAGACCUUGCGGACCCCGGAAUCACCACGACUCCAAUCAAUGAGCAAUGACGAACACUUCAGAGUCCAGAGCGUGACGCAGCAUUCAUAAUCCUCGGUGUUGAGUUCCUAGAGAUACGCCCGCCAUUGUACGAUGAAUCUCAGGGGGUUGAGCAGUCUGAACGCGGGGUUGAUAAUCGUCGCAAUCCUUCUGAGAUCCGCGCGUUGCCAGGGGGACGGGGUCGAGGGGGACGAGGGGAUCGGGACGGAGGACUACUCCGUGACGGGGUACGAACCCGGGACCGCGGGUCCGGCGACCGAGUUCUACGUCGCGGAGACGAGUGAGACGACGACGACGACGGUUUCGACUUCUGGACCGAGCGCCUCGGAUUCCGAGUCCGGGGAGACGGCUACCGUCUCGUACAGGGAUGCCAUGUCAAUAAAUUACUACCCCAGCAGGAGAGAGCGGCCGCCCAAAGAGAAUGAGGAGGCGUCGUUAAAAGGACCUGAAGCCUCUCCAGGCAAACCAACAAAAUAUCAUUACUAUCCUCAUAAUCAACAUAUAUAUCUCUUACCAGAAUGUGCUGUGCAACAGGUUUGCAACGCAGUAUAUAUUAGAUUGAACUACACACAGCCGUUGUGUGCGUGUCCAUCCCGGUAUAGAGAGCCAUGUUCUGCGAGUCUCGACUCGGACGAUCUUCACACAACCGAGCUCUCGGUUGACCCUCGAGGAAAGGUUCUGACGUUGAUAAAAACUUGCGAACCGGUUGCCGAGAUGAGACCAUGCAGGCCGCCAAGAGAUUGGUCUCUCCUAGCACUCCAAAAUGUACGGACGGGCAAGUCUCAUUACUUGGUCAUAUGUAGAUGCUUAUCUGCCAGCGUUUUAGAGGGUCCGAUGAGCCACGAUCAACCAACCUAUGCUAGUGUUCCUGGAAUUAGAGUGUACGGUAUGAUGUGUGUGAGCAAACAGGAAGGCGUCAAAAGUAGUUCGACGACACCGAGCUCCGCACGGAGAGCCCGACCGUUGAGAUUUAGGAGAUCCUCCUUCCUCUCGGAGAAACCAGACUUGCCAUGGAAUGAAAUUCGUCAGUUUUUGCAGUCAGUAGAAAAAAAUUAAUUGGACCAUAGACUUUGCAUCUAAUUCAUCCAUUCUUGAUUAUGUGACUAUAUUACGUCUCCGAGAUGUUGCCUGAAAGCGUCUCCCACAUUGAAAAUUUUAUUGUGUCCAAAAUUUAAGCAAUUUAUUUUUUUACCCCGAAAAAAUGUAUUAUUUGAGCCAAAAACAUAGCCAUAAAAAUUAAUACUUUUUCUGAAUUUUCAUUUCGCGUUGAUCUAGGUUAAACAAAAAGAAAAGAACUUCAUUCUAAUGCAGUGAAAUCUCCAGGACCAAAUCUUUGCAAAGAAGAUAGCACAGAUGAGACAAGCAGCGAGCAAUUGAGUUCUUGCAUUGUCGUUUGUCUACAAAACUUGAUCAGAUUUGUCAUCUAUUUCUGAUACGCAUCUUUUAUUCCGAUUUUAAUUUAAAUAUUGUAAUGAGUUAUGCAGCCUUCAUGAAAACUCGAAACGCUACUAUACAUACUUUGAUCCAAUAUGAAAAAUCAAAUUUUUUUGCAGUUUUGGUUCAUUUUUUAAUUAAAGAAAAAUAAUUUCAAAGUCCAUAAAGUUCAUGAACUGCAUUAUCAUAAAAUAUUAGACAAAUUAAAAGACAAAUUUUAGACAAUUGAAAGUUUGUAUAAUUUAUUCCCUCGUUUUUCUAGGUGUUAAAUCACCGGUCGAUUAAGGUGCUAGGAAUUGUGAGUUCCUACGUGGUACAUGAGUAGAAAUUUUGUUAGAUGGAUCUGUAUGAAACAAUGUAUUUUUAAUUGUAAUUAUUAAUUUAAUUUAUUAUUUUAGCUUUGAGCGGAAGACCUAAUUUUUCCUUACAAAAUGAAUUCUAAUUAAUUACAUUCCGAAAAAAAUGCUUUAUUUUUUGUCCUCAUGAUCAGUGGCUCAAUAUUAUGUCCCUCUUUUCCCUUAAACCCCUUUAAAUCCUACUAUGACAGGAUUCUUCAUUUCGAGUUGAUAUUAUAUAAACAUAGUUUUUCCAAUUGUAUCCUCCAAUUUAGGGACUCCUAAUACAAAAUCCUCACAAAAAAUCCGAUCUCGUAAGGGUCUACAAUGGAAAAUUACAUAAUUUCAUAUGUUACACCUUUGUCUGGCCACGUAAGUGGUUAUGCCACUAUUAUAGCUUUAGCCUAAAUUGUACCUUAAAUAACACAGACCUUCAACAAUGUUUGCCGGAAACAGAUCGCAUUUUCUCCAUGCAGAGCCAGAGUUUAGCUCUAAGGUUUGUAUUCCACCCUCAUCCCUCAGCUAAGGUACCUACAUUUCAAGGUUCGGUGAGUGCGAUGACAGCUUUGGACAUCAAAGGGCGGGAGCCGAUUUUUUUUGAUAAAUGGUGAGAUGAUUAAAAAUGAUUGAUGAUAGAAGUUCUGCGAUCUUGAAAGUGCGUCGAGAGCUACUUUUCCUCAAGAGACAGUGGAAACAAUACUUAGAUUUUGACUGGUGUGUCUCUCUGCUAGUUCCUAGGAAUUUGAGAGAAGGGGAUAAGGCUGAAAAAGGGUUCAGUAGAGAAUCAUUGACAGAGGACAAAAACUGGUAAAGUCAUGAUAUGCAUCGCUAUUUUGAUUGCUGAGAAAAUGAUAUUCUCCUCUUGAAAGAGCAAAACAAAUGUUCAGGCUUCAGUCUCCAUUCGAUAUACCACAUGUAAUGAAAAACAUGAGGAUUGGAGAACUAAAACAAAUCUUCUAUCUAAAUUUUGUAAGCAUUACGUGCUACAUUAAAAUAAGUUCUGUAAAAUACUCUAUUCCACAUCGAUGGUGCAAGUGCCUUAACAUGUAUAACUAAAUUCAGUCGUUGUAUAAUACAUUUAGGGGUAUUUUCAUUAAUUGGUUUAUUCUUUUUACAGAGAGAAAUCAACGUGUGUUUAGUCUUAUGUCUUCCUAUUUUCACGUGUAAAAAUUAUUUAUUUUAAAUUUUUAAGUGUACAUACAUUAAAGUAAAUAAAAAUAAACUGGAAUUGCUGAA